UAAAACUAUACUUAUUGUAUUUUCUAUCUCUCCCUCUAUCCAUCUCUACGGCACAAAGCAUAAGACUUAAAGCUAAUCCCACCGAUCUCGGCAUCUCUCAAUCUAUGAUGUUCAAUAUUGUAGAAGAAACUCUUAUAAACACUCCAAUACGUUCAGCUAUAUGUGCUUUUUACUUAUUCGAAUGAUGCAUGUACUUUGACGUGUAAAGAAAUUUAGGAAUCUUCAUUACGACAGAGUAAUGGUUCUUUCGUGGUUAAGUUUAUGGAGUUCUAUAUUUUUCAUCUAAGGAGGUGACAAACACAUCGAGACUAAAGCUUCUUCAUCUUUUUUUUUUUUUUUUGGCAAACAAAGCUAUAGUUUUUUUCUUUUCUUAUUGGUUCUAUGAUCCACUCAUCAUGCUAUUUAUAUUUCUUUUAAGAUAAUCAAAUAAAUUAAGCUAUUCAUUUUUGUGUAGGCAGCAAAAUGAUUUUGUGGUAUUGGUAUAGCUUUGUUGCAUUCGUCUUCCUUUCAUCCAUAUUAAUUGUAAAGAACAAGAGAACGAACAAGAAGAAUCUACCUCCUGGACCACGAAGGCUUCCUAUAAUUGGCAACUUGCACCAAUUGGGAUCAAAACCUCAUCGUUCCAUGUUCAAAUUAUCCGAAAAAUAUGGACCUCUAAUGUCUCUAAAGUUUGGAAGCGUGUCUACUGUUGUGGCAUCUACACCAGAGACAGUAAAGGAAGUCUUAAAAACACGUGACGUAGAAUGUUGUUCGCGACCUUAUAUGACUUAUCCUGCAAGACUUACAUACAAUUUAAAAGAUCUUGGCUUUUCUCCAUAUAGUAAAUACUGGAGGGAAGUAAGAAAGAUGACGGUUGUUGAACUCUAUACAGCAAAAAGGGUAAAAUCGUUUCAACAUAUAAGAGAAGAAGAAGUUGCUUCCUUCGUUGAUUUCAUCAAACAAUCUGCUUCAUUGGAGAAAUCGGUUAACUUGAACAAGAAGUUUAUGAAACUAUCAGGAAGUAUUAUUUGUAGAAUUGGAUUUGGUUUCAUUCUUAAAGGAAGCAAAUUUGAAAUUACGUAUGAGGAAGUCAUUCAAGGAACCAUGGAGGUGGUGGGGAGUUUCGCAGCAGCAUAUUACUUUCUGAUUAUUGGUAGAAUCAUCGAUAGAAUCACAGGGUUACAUAGCAGAUGUGAGAAGAUUUUUAAGGCAAUGGACACAUUUUUUGAGCAAUCUAUAAAGCGUCACCUAGAAGAUGAGAGUAUUAAGAAUGAUAUCAUUGACUUGCUCCUUAAGAUGGAAAGAGGAGAGAUUGGACUUGGGGAGAUUCAACUUACAAGAAGCCACACUAAAGCAAUUCUUCUGAACAUUCUCAACGCUGGAAUAGACUCUUCUGCACAAACUAUGACAUGGGUAAUGACACAUUUAAUUGCAAACCCAAGAGUUUUGAAGAAAGCGCAAGCCGAGGUGAGAGAAGUGAUUAAAAACAAAGACGAUAUUGUAGAAGAAGAUAUAGAACGACUCGAGUAUCUAAAAAUGGUGAUUAAAGAAACGUUUAGGCUAACACCGCUUGUGCCACUUCUAAUUCCAAGAGAGGCUUCAAAAGAUUUAAAGAUCGGAGGUUAUGACAUUCCAAAAAAAACAUGGAUCCAUGUCAACAUAUGGGCUGUUCAUAGGAAUCCAAACGUUUGGAAAGAUCCAGAAGCUUUCAUCCCGGAGAGGUUUAUGGACAGCUCGAUUGACUAUAGAGGUUUGAACUUCGAGUUGUUGCCGUUUGGUAGCGGAAGGAGAAUGUGCCCUGGCAUUGGCAUGGGUAUGGCUUUGGUACACUUGACUCUUAUCAAUCUUCUUUACCGAUUUGAUUGGAAGCUCCAUGAAGGAAUGGAGGCAGAAGAUGUUGAUCUUGAAGAAUCAUAUGGACUUGUUUGUCCUAAGAAAGUUCCACUUGAGCUUAUCCCUGUUCUUACCCAAUGGACUUAAUCAUUUUAAUCUUUUCAUAGUAAAAAACUAUUGGAUUAAGAAAAUUGUUUGAUUUU
Messenger RNA from Camelina sativa (false flax), 2015 nucleotides. The record is from RefSeq and is a predicted model, not a curated record. Lineage: Eukaryota; Viridiplantae; Streptophyta; Magnoliopsida; Brassicales; Brassicaceae.